Arctia plantaginis is the source of this 1467-nucleotide messenger RNA. The record is from the annotation of a GenBank genome assembly. Lineage: Eukaryota; Metazoa; Arthropoda; Insecta; Lepidoptera; Erebidae.
AUGAGAAGCUUCAUAGUUUUAUUAUUGUGUGGUGUGUUUGUCUGUGUCGACAGUGAAUGUAGUGAUCUUGAAUGUACUGAGGAAGUAAUUAAGCAAAUAUUAGAAGAAGAAGAUACAGCAACAGAUGUUGUAGACCUAAAAUUAGUUGCUCCCGGAUUUAAACAAAUUAAGAACGUGGAAUUACAAGACGUGAAAAAUAUCGUCCUGGGUUUGACACAAUGGUUUGAGCACAAAUUAAAUGAAAGCACUUUUAUUUAUAAAAAUGUUCACAACAAAACUAAAAUAUUUGUGAAAAGUUUCGAUUUCAGUGUAGAUUUUGAGAAAGGGAAAGCACGCAUUGAUAUGGGUUUGGCUAAAGAAUUUGAUGAACAAAAAACUAAUGCAACCGACUUGCUGAAGAUAAUAAAAGAAGAUUAUGAUGAAGAAACAAGUACUACACCAGAUCCUAGUACAGAGUUAGAUAAUAUGUCAAGUACAAUGACUGAUGCAAUAGGACAUACCAUUGAUGCUAUAAUCGAACGCCAUAAAAAUGUAAACAAUGUUGAUAUUUACAACACUGUAGAUUUUGACACAACUUAUUACGAUGUAUAUGAAGAAGAUAAUUCAACAGAUUAUCCAAUAAUUGAUUAUAUUGAACUAUAUAAAGAUACCACUAACGAGGAAAAUGUAUAUACGGGAACUGAAUUACCUACUACUUUGGCUGAUUUUAGUGACCAAACAACUGAUACUAAAGUGGUUUCUUUUGAGAGUUUACUCAAUGAUACAUCUACCUUCCAGAGCACUGUCUUCCCCUGGAUAGCCACCAUCUUCAUUAAGAACAGCACAGAAAACUCUCAGUUCCACUACUUCUGCGAUGGUGCUCUGUUGUCGGAGAAGGUCAUUCUUACUGGAGGAAGAUGCGUUCACCAUUCUACUGGCGUUGUGGCGGCAGAAGAUAUUCUCGUCUUCCUUGGCAAGACAAACUUACAAGCAAUGGAUGGCAGUGAAAAAUUAUACAGGGUAAAAAAUGUAUUCCUGCACAAUAACUUCACCCUGGAUCUCGAAAGAAGGGCACAGAAUGAUUUGGCCAUCCUUAUUUUGGAUGUAGCUGCUGAAUUCGAUGAUAGAAUACAAAGUUCUUGCAUACACCUUGAAGAGGCCACUGAAGUCCAGGAAGCUGCGACAACCGCUUGGGGACCCAACGGACAAUUAUUGCCGAUAUUCUUUGAGGAAGAGAAGAGUGAUAUUUGUUUCGAUAAGGGCGAAGAUAUAUUUUGUGCUACGUAUGGUCAAAAUAUACCCCUCUGUCCGAGCUACGGUGGUAUUUACGCCACCAAGCGCAUGUCAAGAUGGUGUAUCCAAGGUAUAUUCUAUGGGGACCCUACAAAGAAUGGGCUGUGCUUUAAUAAAAAUGUCUUAUUCACAUCGUUACGUAAUUACUUCGACUGGAUUGAUGAUUACAUUGUAAUUAAUGCUAAUAUACUAUAA